AUGCUUCCCAUCUUUCGCGUCAUCGCUACCGGCAUUAUCGCCUCGGCCGCUUGUGUUUGGGCAGUCGAAGCUGAUCAAGGCACACAUCAACAAUGUGGUGCAUCUCAGCCUCCCCUUCGCCUUGUGGAUCUCGUACCAGAGGCCAUGAAUCAAGGUCCCAACAUUACGAAGCGUGACGGACAACAAUAUGUAGUGCCAACGUAUAUCACUGUUCUCGCUAGAGACAAGACCGUCGCCGGUGGCUACAUUCUGGAAAGCCAAAUCGAAGAAGAAAUCAAGUGGGUAAACAAACACUACGAAGCUGUCAAUAUCUUCUUCGAUGCUUCUGUUCAAAAAGUUCGUUAUGAUAUUACCCCCGAGAUUUUUUCUUCCGGAACUUUUAAGGCAAGCCAAAAAGAGACAAUUAUCAACUACUUCCCCGAGAGGAAUGAAGCCUCGCUUAACAUUGUUUUCGCGUUUCGCUGGAACGAUAGGGAUGGCAUGGGCAAUGUAGGGCAGUCUUGGUGGCACACCAGCAGCACCAUCUAUCCUGACGGACAUGAGGAAGUAACAAGAACUGAGGCCGUGUUUAUAUCCUCUGCAACUAUUCCUAAGGGCUCUGAUCCAGCAAACAGACAUAGACAGGUCCUCAUCCACGAAAUUGGUCACUGGCUGGGGCUAGGCCACACGGAUAGCGACGAGUGCUCUUCGGAAAACGAUGGUAUCUGGGAUACCCCCCCUCACUUAACAAGCGGUCUUCAUGACGAGAAAUUUUUUUGCGCAAAAGUGGGUGAGUUGAGCACCUGUGGCUACGCAGACCCGAUCCAGAAUGUCAUGAACUCGUUUAAUAUGUAUAGUCGGCUGCGAGGGCUACGAGUUUACACCUGGCCAAAUACAAAAAAAAUGAGAGACAUCUGUGCAGCCCGCCUCGCGACGCAGUCCAAGAUCAAUGUUACCCCUAAGCAACAGCAGCAGGAACAGAAGCCGCAGAAGCCGCAGCAGGAACAGAAGCCGCAGGAGCCGCAGCAGGAACAGAUGGAAAAGGCUUGGCAGAAAUUCAUGCAAGAUCGAGUCGACCAGAUGCAAACAGAAUAUGAUCAAGUCUCGCAGGAGGUCGAGCAAGCAAAUCGGGGCUCUAGCAGCCAGGACCGACAAGACAUUAAGCAGAAGGUACUCGACUGUUUCAACACGGCGCUGCGCGAGAACACUCAGCAGAUACAACGCUUUAGAGACUGGCAGAACAGCCGCACUGGAGAGGACGGUGAGGAUGACAGAUACUGGGAUUCUAUUGAUGUUGCAUUUCAGCGGAAGAGGGAUCAGUGCAAAACUUUGGCGCAGCCCACCACGUCUAACCAAGGAAACGGACUUGACGACUGUCUUGGAAGGGCGAAACAGAGCUACGACCAGCAGGUUACAGAAAUCAACAAUUGGGCCAAGACACGCAGCCAAGAGCUUCAAGCCCAGGAAGCUGACAUUACACUAUGGCAGGAGAUGAACCAAGAAUUAUUCGGGUACCACCAAUCGAAUUCUCAAUGGUAUGAACAGCAAAAGGAGGAGUGCAAGAAUAGGAGAUAG
Molecule: messenger RNA, 1554 nt
Organism: Beauveria bassiana ARSEF 2860
Lineage: Eukaryota; Fungi; Ascomycota; Sordariomycetes; Hypocreales; Cordycipitaceae
Product: metalloprotease-like protein
Exons: 3
Coding region: 1-1554 (517 amino acids)
Molecular function (GO): metallopeptidase activity
Source: RefSeq, a predicted model, not a curated record